Telopea speciosissima is the source of this 934-nucleotide messenger RNA. RefSeq names its product kinetochore protein SPC24 homolog. The coding region runs from base 284 to 826 and encodes 180 amino acids. The record is from RefSeq and is a predicted model, not a curated record. Lineage: Eukaryota; Viridiplantae; Streptophyta; Magnoliopsida; Proteales; Proteaceae. Gene Ontology annotation, biological process: regulation of chromosome segregation. The transcript has 4 exons.
CUACAGUUUUGUGGAAAUUGAAAUAUGGGGUUAUGACCACAAUUACCUGGAAUUCUAAUACCUCUCAAAGCUGAUCAAUCUGCACUGAAUUUUUGUCUUGAGAACGAGAUUUAGACAAGUUAUUUAUAUCAACUUUAUCUGUCAAAGAUAAUGCAUAAUUGCAUAUUAAGUUUUCACAAAUUCUUGGAUUUCAGAGCUUGCCUUAAUAUUUGUUUGAAUUGUGAAGCUUUUUCUCAGUUUGUUGGCGUCCUAAGGGAGGUAGAGGUGAACCCCGGUGCUUUCAAUGGGUGAUUUCCUUAAACUUGAUACGGACAAAGUCAUUUCAUAUGGUGAUGAUCUCAUAGAAUGUUUAAAAAACAAAAGGGACCUCAAUAUGUUGAGACAAUCUGUAGAUGGAGUCCACAUGCUUCAAUCAUCUUGUGAAACAGAUUUCUCUGAGAUUAAGAACUUACUGGAAGCAGAGUACCAGACAAGGAUAACUGAGUGCAAGAAAAAGAUAGAUAAUGCAAAAUCUGAAGUUAUUGCUGAUGCAGAUAUUGACUCUCUUCAGAAAGAAUUUCUAGAGGAACUUAAUAAGGAGAAUAAACUUCGGGAGGAGCUUAGAAUUGUCAGUGAUGAGAUGAGUAAUCUGGAACAUCAGAGGGUUUCCAUUGAAGGACGAAAGCAAAUACUGAAGAAGAGAAAGAAAGAAGAAUUAAGGGCACAGAUGGAGCUCUCUAUGUAUGCAUCAGUGACAAAGAUUAUCCCAGAUCUGACUAACGAAACACAAAUUUCUGGCCGUAUCCUUUUCUCUGAGCAGCUAAUGUGGUGCCUUAAAAUUAGCUAAUCUGCUCGUUAUCUUCUUGUUGCUUUGUUUAUUUGUGAUUCAGAUGAGCUUGUGUUAUUAUCUGGCAAUUGCUUAUCCUUGAAACCGAUCUACAGAAAUUGUGGAUAG